CGGGUGUCUACAUACUAGUAUGCGUGCUACGCAGCCUGCUACUUGCAUAAUUGGUUUAUGCUAUGCUAUUAACCCCUCUACGGAGUGCUAUCCACAUGUGUGCGUUUAUACAUUAGGUGCCUACCUACAUACCCAGCUUCACUCACUAUAUGAAGCUCGACAUUUUAUAGUAUUAACCCGAUAUCUUGAUCAUUUCCGACUCUCAUUAUUUCUCAAAAAGGCUCGCUUAUUAUCUAGAUUCACUAACAAGAGAAGAGAACUUCAUUAGUCUUAAGAUCAAAAUUCAGUUCUGAAUCCUCAGUCUCCACUGUUAAAUUGCCUUGCGAGCUCUCAUCUAAUUAGGUACUAUACGAAGACUCAUGUUUAUUGAGAGGCUUCCGGAUUUUAAGGUAGCGAAGCACGAUGGACAUGGAUAUGGAUCGUCCGAGUACUCAUCGUUCAACUUAUAAGUGCUACCCGUACCUUACCAAGGAGGAAUUCGCCGAAGUAUGCCACUACCUCGAUAGGAGAUACUGUCAAGCCACCCUAGGGCCUUUGCGAAGACGAUGGCGCCUCCAUGUUCAUACAGCACUCGAGCUGUCAUUUGAUGCCGGACCGGACCGCACAACCUUCUUGCAGAUCACUAGGCCUUUAGAGGAUGAAACGCUUGCCGAAGAUGAUCUCGCUGCAAAGUUGGGAGACGUUUCUUUAAGCGAAGAUCAAGACUCACGCAUGCAGGUCGCCGCCGACAGUGUCAUGGCCGAGAUGGAGAAUUCAGAUAAGGAGAUCCUCUCCAGACCGCCGGCUCGACCAAACUUCCGAGUCAGUCAUGUCAAGUACGAGAUACAUCUCCAUCCAACGUAUCGUGCGCCCUGCCUCUGGUUCAGCCUACAUAAUCUGCCGGCUACCGAACCAGCGUUCGAUAUCGAGACUGUUUUCCGCCGCCUCGUUCCCGAGCAGUUCAAAAAUCCCAUUCGACAAAUGGGCCCCUUGGGUGGCAUCUCAAUCGACCAUCACCCUAUCACCGGGCUCCCUUCGUUCUUCGUUCACCCAUGCGUCCUUGGAGACGCCAUGGCUGGAUUUGACUGCCCCAAAGAAGAUUACCUCAUGAUAUGGCUUGGUUUCGUCGGAGGUUGCGUUGGACUCUGGGUCCCUCAGCAAAUGGCCGCGCUCAGUGGAGGGGUGAGUUCUCAGAAAGCUGGAAAUGGAACAAGCCACAUCCUGCAAUCCGACAACAGAUAAGUGAAGCCUUGUUUUAGAGUGCCUGUUCGGCAAGCAGUGAAUUAGAAUGUCUUCAUUCAUCAUCGCUGUCUUCUUCCAUUGCUACGUCCUCGUCACUCUCCUCCUCCUCUUCCUCCUCUUCGUCGCGAGGCCGCUUUUGUCCUCGGGUAUCGGGACUCUUCGCAUCCGUCAUAACCCGGUCGGGACCUCGAGGCGGUUUCGCAGGGAGACCGGACGAAGCCUGGGUU
Messenger RNA from Annulohypoxylon truncatum, 1448 nucleotides. RefSeq lists its product as uncharacterized. Bases 403 to 1221 code for a protein of 272 amino acids. The transcript is spliced from 3 exons. Gene Ontology annotation, cellular component: intracellular anatomical structure. The record is from RefSeq and is a predicted model, not a curated record. NCBI's taxonomy places the organism in Eukaryota, Fungi, Ascomycota, Sordariomycetes, Xylariales, Hypoxylaceae. Gene Ontology annotation, biological process: protein modification by small protein conjugation; protein lipidation; macroautophagy. Gene Ontology annotation, molecular function: Atg12 transferase activity.